AUGGCUUAUAAUGGCUACAACGGCUUCAACGACGAUGUUAUGGACGGGGUCGAGGCCUCAGGUCCCAAAGUCACUGUGAGAGAAGUCGAAUCAGAUCGCUGCGAUUUUGUCCUACAGUCAUGCUCUCUCGCUCUCGCAAACUCCCUGCGCCGCGCCAUGCUCGCCGAAAUCCCUACCAUCUCGAUCGACCUUGUGGACAUUACCACAAACUCCUCUGUUCUUCCUGACGAGUAUCUCGCACACAGACUAGGUCUCGUUCCCUUGAUCAGUAAAGGCGUGGACGAGAACUUGAACUAUGGCAGAGAUUGUGAUCGCUGCGACGACCAUUGCGAAUACUGUUCCGUGGUCCUUCGCCUUCACGUCAAAUGUUCCCAAGCUGGCACGAUGCUCGUGCAUGCGAAUGACCUCAUCGUCGCAAAUCCCCGCCAGGAUGGUAUUGGCCAGCCAGUGAUCCGUGAUGUUAAUGGCAGCGGACCACUGAUCGCCAAGUUGAGACAGGGGCAAGAAAUUCAGUUGGAAUGCAUCGCAAAGAAGGGUAUCGCAAAAGAGCACGCGAAAUGGGCACCCACCUCGGCCGUGGGCUUCGAGUACGACCCCAACAAUAAGCUGCGCCACGUCGACUACUGGUAUGAGACAGACGCCAAAGAAGAGUGGCCGGUGGACGAGCGCAACGCCACGUGGGAAGGAGACGAGUCCGCUGCCGACGCCGCCUUUGAUCCUGAUGCUGUUCCGAGUGCAUUCUUCUUCGAUGUCGAAGGCAUCGGCACCCUCGAACCAGAUGAUAUCGUCCGCGGCGGAAUUGAAGUGAUCCAGAAAAAGCUGGCCGAGACCAUCAAGGUCCUGGGAGGCGCCGAGGCCGCUGGUGUCGACGGAAUGAAUGGCCUCCAAAGUCCUGAUGGCUACGAACCGGCUCCUCCCAAUGGAGCGUUCGGUUCAUACGGCGGUGCCCUCAGGGGUGGUACGACUCCUUAUGGUGUAACUCCAUACGGCGCCGGUGGUUACGGUUCAGGCUACUAA
Fonsecaea multimorphosa CBS 102226 is the source of this 1017-nucleotide messenger RNA. RefSeq lists its product as uncharacterized. Gene Ontology annotation, cellular component: RNA polymerase II, core complex. Gene Ontology annotation, biological process: DNA-templated transcription. The record is from RefSeq and is a predicted model, not a curated record. Gene Ontology annotation, molecular function: DNA binding; protein dimerization activity; DNA-directed RNA polymerase activity. The transcript has 2 exons. Lineage: Eukaryota; Fungi; Ascomycota; Eurotiomycetes; Chaetothyriales; Herpotrichiellaceae. Bases 1 to 1017 code for a protein of 338 amino acids.